Alternaria arborescens is the source of this 1296-nucleotide messenger RNA. RefSeq lists its product as hypothetical. The record is from RefSeq and is a predicted model, not a curated record. The transcript has a single exon. Gene Ontology annotation, molecular function: glycosyltransferase activity. NCBI's taxonomy places the organism in Eukaryota, Fungi, Ascomycota, Dothideomycetes, Pleosporales, Pleosporaceae. The coding region runs from base 1 to 1296 and encodes 431 amino acids.
AUGCGACGCCGACACAAUAUUACUCUAGCAACACUUGCUUGUCUCGGAACAGUGUACCUCGUUGCACAACACCGACACGAAUUUAAAGCCACACCAGAGGGUGCACACAUCAGCGGAAUUGAAAUAUUGCCGUCUGACAGGCUCACCUCCUCCCACCAAAACGAUGGUUUCGUUAUCCUGAAGGAUGAAGUAUCAAGCCAAGCAAUACCAGGAGAUGUUAGGUCGCCGCUAAAGGAAAUCGCCGCUUCCGCUAUUGGAGAGCCUAGUCUAGACCUCCAGCCGAGACCUUCCUUGGAGGAAGUCUCACCGUCAUCAAGAACAGACAGCGAACCCGAGACGAAAUAUCCUUUCCAAGACGAUUUACAGCUUGACCUACCUACCACCGUGCUUCAACGGUACUCGACACAAACGCCUCACAGUUACGACCUCGGCACCCCUGGAAACUAUGCGUACGCAACAUUUCUUGCUACUCGUAAUCCCUCUCUUAAAGAUCCCUACUUUCUCGCUAUCCAUUCGCUUAUCUAUCGGAUACUCUGGUCUUCUCAAACACGUAGCCAAAAAUACCCUCUCAUCGUCUAUGUGGCCGAGUAUGUAACAGACGAGCAGCGUGCGCUCCUUAAAGGAGCUGGUGCACUAGUACGCGAGCUAUCGCCUCUUCAAUGGGAAUGCAACGUCUCUGGCGUGCAAGACCGAUGGAAAGAUCUUUUUGCCAAGCUCAAUAUGUGGAAAGAGACAGAAUUCGAGCGCAUCCUGUUUUUGGAUGCCGAUGCGUUUCCGUUGGCGAAUAUUGAUGAGAUGUUCGACCUCGCGCCUAAGCAAGAUUGCAUACCGGAGAAACUGCAUCUUGACGACUUUCUACCCGACGGGCCAGUUUGCGAGCCUUACGUCUUCGCUGGCGUCGCGCAAGAUAUCUUCAAUGCGACAUAUCCUAACGUCAACGUCGGGUCAAUGGUCUUCACUCCCUCCUUGCGCAUGCAUGCACGACUUGUGCAGAAUUAUGUCAAGACGGAUAAUUACGAUUGCGUAAUGGCUGAGCAGGCGUUUUUAAACUGGCAGUUUGGUCCAGAGAGCGCAUACCCAGUGACAAAGUUGGAUAGACAAUGGGGUGGAUUCUUUCCUGCGGAAGACGAGGGCGAUGGAAAACUGAAGGUCGUCCAUGAGAAGCUCUGGGUUGCGAAGGAGGGAUGGAUGAAACAGGAAUGGGAGAAGGGUUGGAACGAGAUGAAUGAAUUCUAUGAGAGCGUUGAAUUUGCCAAAGCGAGAGAAGAAGAUGGUAUAAUUUCUGGAAGCGAGUAG